This is a messenger RNA of Danio rerio (zebrafish), 962 nucleotides long. RefSeq names its product apolipoprotein A1a (gene apoa1a). The record is from RefSeq and is marked provisional. Gene Ontology annotation, cellular component: extracellular region. Gene Ontology annotation, molecular function: lipid binding. Gene Ontology annotation, biological process: lipoprotein metabolic process; lipid transport. NCBI's taxonomy places the organism in Eukaryota, Metazoa, Chordata, Actinopteri, Cypriniformes, Danionidae.
AGAGCAGCACCUCUCAGGGCUUAAUCAUGAAAUUCGUGGCUCUUGCACUGACUCUUCUCUUGGCCUUGGGUUCCCAGGCCAAUUUGUUCCAGGCUGAUGCCCCGACCCAGCUGGAGCACUACAAGGCAGCAGCCUUGGUGUACCUGAACCAGGUCAAGGAUCAGGCUGAGAAAGCCCUUGACAACCUGGACGGAACCGACUAUGAGCAGUACAAACUCCAGCUUUCUGAGAGCCUGACCAAGCUCCAGGAAUAUGCCCAGACCACCUCCCAGGCUUUGACCCCCUACGCCGAGACCAUCUCCACCCAGUUGAUGGAGAACACCAAGCAGCUGCGCGAGAGGGUCAUGACUGACGUUGAGGAUCUCCGAUCCAAGCUGGAGCCCCACCGUGCCGAGCUGUACACCGCGCUGCAGAAGCACAUCGAUGAGUACCGUGAGAAGCUGGAGCCCGUCUUCCAGGAGUACUCCGCUCUGAACCGCCAAAAUGCUGAGCAGCUGCGUGCCAAGCUGGAGCCCCUGAUGGACGACAUUAGGAAGGCCUUCGAGUCCAACAUUGAGGAAACCAAGUCCAAAGUUGUGCCAAUGGUCGAGGCUGUUCGCACUAAGCUGACCGAGCGUCUUGAGGACCUGAGGACCAUGGCCGCCCCCUAUGCCGAGGAGUACAAGGAGCAGCUGGUAAAGGCUGUCGAGGAGGCCAGGGAGAAGAUCGCCCCACACACCCAGGACCUCCAGACCCGCAUGGAGCCCUACAUGGAGAACGUGAGGACCACAUUCGCACAGAUGUAUGAGACCAUCGCCAAGGCCAUCCAGGCAUAAAAGUGCACACGCUAAUCCUCAAACAACAUCAAAGAACAGAUAAUCUUGCAUUUGGUAAUAGAAGGAGAGAAGAUCCAAAGGCUGUGUGAUGAAUGUUUAUUAUGUUCAAGUUAAAUAAUGCACAAAAUAAAAAUUACAAAAAAAAAA